AUGUCUACUCAAGGACUAUCCCUGAUUUUUACUCUGUUGUUUAUCUGCUUCUUCAGGGAGAGCUUCUGCAUUUGUGAUGGUACUACCUGGACAAAGGUUGGAUGGGAGAUUUUUCCAGAAGAAAUGCAUUAUUUGAAAGUUAAGACAGCUCCAUCUCACUGUCUACCUUACCCUCUGGACAAACUAUGCUGCAAUUUUGCUAAUAUGGAUAUAUUUCACGGUUGUUUAAAUCUUAUUUAUAUUUUAGUACAAGCUCUCUUUUUAAUCCUGUCUGUUUUGUCUGCACAUUAUCUGUGGAUGAAGUGGAAGAAACACAAAAAAAAGCUAAAGAAACAAGUCUCCUUGGAUACAACUGGUAACGAUCUAGAAACCCAGUCUGUCUACGACAUUGACCAAAUACUCUGCAGACUGGUGGCCACAACAUCAAUGAUGACCAAAUACCUGAAUCAGAUGUCCCAUCACCCUCAGGCUAAGAAAGCCAAGCACCGAAAACUAAAACGAAAGAAGACUGAAGAAGGAGAAAAGGAGGCAGAGUAUACUAGACACAUUCAUAGGCAAAUAUAA
This is a messenger RNA of Dama dama (fallow deer), 564 nucleotides long. RefSeq names its product testis expressed 50 (gene TEX50). The transcript is spliced from 2 exons. Lineage: Eukaryota; Metazoa; Chordata; Mammalia; Artiodactyla; Cervidae. The coding region runs from base 1 to 564 and encodes 187 amino acids. The record is from RefSeq and is a predicted model, not a curated record.